CACUCACUCGCUGGUACGAUAAAGACAUUGAUUUGGUGAUACUCAAAUUGGUUUAAUUAAUAAUAUAAAGAAAAAGAUAAAUGAAAAAUAGCUGAAGAUCGUCGGCGUCUGAUAGGAGGAGAGGGAGGGGGAAGAAGAAUGCAGACAUUGCAAGAGAAGGCAUCAGAGUGGAGUGGGGUGAGCACCACCGAAGCUUUCGCCAUUGACGAGACCAAUAUCUUCCAGAAGCUCGGCCUCGACACCUUUGUCAAUCUCUCAACCAAUUUCUACACCAGGUUUUUUUUUAUAAUUCCCUUUAUCCCCACUCGCCAAUCCCUAAACCAAAACCACGGUUUUAUUAAUUUGAUCCGUUUGUUAUUCGGAACUAGGGUUUUUGAUGACGAGGAGGAGUGGUUUCGCGCGAUAUUUGCAAACUCAACCAAAGAAGAUGCCAUUAGGAACCAGUAUGAGUUCUUUGUGCAGAGGAUGGGAGGACCGCCUUUGUUUUCCGGGAGGAGAGGUCACCCUGCCUUGAUUGGCCGACAUCGUCCAUUUCCAGUGACUCAGAAAGCUGCAGAGAGAUGGCUGCAUCAUAUGCAACAAGCAUUAAACAGUACUGCGAAUAUUGACAAUGACUCCAAGUCCAAAAUGAUGAAUUUUUUCAGGCACACUGCAUAUUUUCUGGUGGCGGGAAAUGAAUUGAAGAAUCAAGGCCAAGGAGAAGUUGCUUGUAAACCAGCUCCAGCAUGAUGUUUUUCCAUAACUUGCUGCUCAAGGAGUAUGGAAAAAAUUGGUGUAGAAUGAUAUACGUGCACACACCUGCACACACUUCAUAAGUUGAAUGGAAGUCCCAUCCCUCUCAAGCUUUUAUGUUAGUCUCGUGCCUUCCUCACAUUUAUUUCAGCCUAGACAGUGCAGUUCCAAAAUCAGUUCCAAUGUGCUCCCCAUAUGUCAAUGUUACAGAGUGAAGACGUGAACAGCAUGACAAUGGGCCUGCCUAUUAAGUUUUAAGCUACUAUGUGCUCCCUAUUAGUGUAAAAUUUAAGAGGAAAACAAACACUCAGGUUAGUUUUUAACACAGAUCUAACUGUUUUACUACUAAGGGUGAACUGGCGUGCAGUGGCGGAUUUGGAAAUUAG
Molecule: messenger RNA, 1118 nt
Organism: Cuscuta europaea
Lineage: Eukaryota; Viridiplantae; Streptophyta; Magnoliopsida; Solanales; Convolvulaceae
Source: the annotation of a GenBank genome assembly